CGACAACGUCGGACACGGCCGCCCCAAAGGGCACUUACGCAGAGACUGCCGCAGACCAAGCAUUCAUAACAAAAACACGAAAAUCUAGAAAAUCCAGAAAACAAAAUCGCUAGGCAGCAACAAACCCCAAUGCCCAACCAUCGGAGGGCGCGGCGAAGGCGAGUCACACAGCUGAUACAGUCGCUCGUACACAUACUCAGCCAGUCACGCGCGGACAACAGCAUCAGUUCCCAUGGCUCGCACUAACACCACUCAUCCCGCAGCGGCAUCGCGAUCCACCACACUAAACAAAGGGCAGGACGCGCAUUUCGCUUCUUUUCUAAGGAACGAAGCGUUGGGACAAUUUGCGGAGCUCGCUUCUUCAGACAGCGAGGAGGAGGAAGACGAUGACCAAAUGCAGAUUGAUGAUGAGAAGCAGACUACACGAGCAUGGGAAGAGAACGAACGUGACGAGGCACCUUAUGCGUAUGCAGGUGGGCCACAGAGUGAUUUCUUAGCCACGACCACGCCACCACGAGCGGCAGAUUUCAACCAAUCCGCCCGGUCAGCUAGCGCCGCUCAAGAGGACGAGGUAAUGCCUUUAGCAACAACAGGGGGAGCGACCACUGCUGCUGCCGCCCGGGCGACCGAGCAGCACUCACAGAGCCGAUUGGAGAUCACCACCACCAGCGCUGUGGUACGGUCCGCUCGCAAGGUCAAACAACUGUCUGGGAAAAUAGGCCUACAGGAUGGCGCUAUUAAGGGGAUGCAGAAUAGUAUGGCAACAUAUAUCAAGAGCACAAAGCGUGCCGUGGAGGGGAAAACCGGGGACGCUGGUCUGCCCGUUCAAUUGGGACAAUGGCUACGCUCUUUGCUCACUACGCCAGAGCCAGACUACGCUCAGCUGGAGAACCAGUGCCGCCACACCACUAGGCUGGUCCUCAUGAACUUCGGACGAUGGCGCAGUACUUGCGAGAACCCAUACUGGUGUUCGACACAAGAGCUUCUAACGACGCCCACAUCCAACGUUACCUAUACAAACUUCUCCGACUCCCAAACAACGUCGAUCAUGAAAGCAGAUAUGUCGCGGCAUUCACGGACAGGGAAGCAACAGAAUAUCUUAGAGCCAGCUUCGAUCUUCACGUCCUCUCAACCUUUCUGGUCUUAA
Phytophthora infestans T30-4 is the source of this 1147-nucleotide messenger RNA. RefSeq lists its product as uncharacterized. The transcript is spliced from 3 exons. The record is from RefSeq and is a predicted model, not a curated record. NCBI's taxonomy places the organism in Eukaryota, Oomycota, Peronosporomycetes, Peronosporales, Peronosporaceae. The coding region runs from base 233 to 1147 and encodes 304 amino acids.